GGGAGCCGGGAGCUGGGAGCCGGGAGUCAGUAGAAGGAGCCCGGAGACCCGGGUGGCGUGGUCCAGUCGGUGCUUCCCGGCUGGACGGCGCUCGGGCUAGUCUAACGCACCUUCUUCGGGCUCCUCACUGCCCCGCCCCGUCGCGCCCACGCUCGCCCAGACUUCCAGCCCUGCGUCCCUAGAAAGAGCAGCGGACCUGGCGCCCACCAUGCGCGUCAACAGCUCCGUGCCGGGCGCCAACCCCUUCCCAAGACCCCGGUCGGGGCUAGAGGCGGCGCUCCUGGCCACCGCCCUCCGCAACGACUCUGCCAACCAGUCGGGGCCGGUCUUCGCAGCGCCCAGCAGCGACCUGGACGUGAACACUGACAUCUACUCCAAGGGGCUGGUGACUGCCGUGUACCUGGUGCUCUUUGUGGUGGGCACGGUGGGCAACUCCGUGACAGCGUGCACCCUGGCGCGCAAGAAGUCGCUGCAGGGCCUGCAGGGCACAGUGCACUACCACCUGGGCAGCCUGGCGCUGUCCGACCUGCUCACCCUGCUGCUGGCCAUGCCGGUGGAGCUGUACAACUUCAUCUGGGUGCACCACCCCUGGGCCUUCGGCGACGCCGUCUGCCGUGGCUACUACUUCCUGCGCGACGCCUGCACCUACGCCACGGCGCUCAACGUGGCCAGCCUGAGCGUGGAGCGCUACCUGGCCAUCUGCCACCCCUUCAAGGCCAAGACCCUCAUGUCCCGCAGCCGCACCAAGAAGUUCAUCGGCACCAUCUGGCUGGCCUCGGGGCUGCUGGCCACGCCCAUGCUCUUCACCAUGGGCCAGCAGAACCGCAGCGCCGACGGCCAGCACCCCGGCGGCCUGGUGUGCACGCCCAUUGUCCACGCCGCCACCAUCAAGGCUGUCAUCCAGGUCAACACCUUCGUGUCCUUCGUCUUCCCCAUGGUGGUCAUCUCAGUCCUGAACACCAUCAUCGCUAACAAGCUGACUGUCAUGGUCCGCCACGCGGCUGAGCAGGGCCAGGCGCUGUGGUCCUGGCUUUCGUGGUGUGCUGGCUGCCCUACCACGUGCGCCGUCUCAUGUUCUGCUACGUCUCGGAGGAGCAGUGGACCCCCUUCCUCUACGACUUCUACCACUACUUCUACAUGCUCACCAACGUGCUCUUCUACGUCAGCUCCGCCGCCAACCCCGUCCUGUACAACCUGGUCUCCGCCAACUUCCGCCAGGGCUUCCUGUCCACGCUGGCCUGCCUCUGCCCCGGGUGGCGGCGCCGGGGGAGGAGGCCGGCCUUCUCCAGGAAGCCCACCAGCCUGUCCAGCAACCACACCUUCUCCAGCAAUGCCACCCGGGAGACGCUGUACUAGGGCCCGGCGGGCGGGACGGCCUCGUGCUCAGGGCAGCCCCGCCCAGCAGAGGCCGGCCUGGGCCCUGGCUCUGGGGAGCCUCUGCCGCCCAGAGCGCCCCUCUCUCCCCAGCCCCUCCCCACCUGCCCACGCCCCACAUCCUGUCCCUCCUCUGUGAAAACCAGAACAAGAAACUGUCCACCUCGCAGAUCCCAACGGGCCUUGGAGCAGGAGAAAUCAGUGCAGGGAGGGGUCGGCAGCUUCAUUCCCGGCUAAUGGAUGUUCGGAGGGGGUGAAAUGGCUCGCCGCUGGGCCUGGGCAGCAGGUCAUCCUCUGCACGCUUGGUUGGGUGCCGCCCCCCCCAGCCCCACCCUGCAGCUCCGAGGAAGCCCCCACACUCCUGGCAGACCUUGGGCCACAGAGGGGAUCCACGCAC
This is a messenger RNA of Tupaia belangeri chinensis (Chinese tree shrew), 1771 nucleotides long. It is a transcript of the gene NTSR1, whose product is annotated as neurotensin receptor 1. Lineage: Eukaryota; Metazoa; Chordata; Mammalia; Scandentia; Tupaiidae. The record is from RefSeq and is a predicted model, not a curated record. Gene Ontology annotation, cellular component: plasma membrane. Bases 209 to 1513 code for a protein of 434 amino acids. Gene Ontology annotation, biological process: neuropeptide signaling pathway. The transcript is spliced from 4 exons. Gene Ontology annotation, molecular function: G protein-coupled neurotensin receptor activity.